Molecule: messenger RNA, 1344 nt
Organism: Aspergillus puulaauensis
Lineage: Eukaryota; Fungi; Ascomycota; Eurotiomycetes; Eurotiales; Aspergillaceae
Product: putative ribosome associated DnaJ chaperone Zuotin
Exons: 3
Coding region: 1-1344 (447 amino acids)
Biological process (GO): regulation of translational fidelity; 'de novo' cotranslational protein folding
Cellular component (GO): cytosol
Molecular function (GO): Hsp70 protein binding; ribosome binding
Source: RefSeq, a predicted model, not a curated record
AUGUCUUCCGCGCAGGUCCUCAACGUUACUCUCCCAGCCUUGUCCGCUGGCUGGAGCGCCGACAAGGACUUCAAGGCUGUUGGCAAGGUCUCUGCUGCUACCCAGAGGAACCUCGAGCCUGUUGGGCCUCAUUUCCUGGCUCACGCCCGCAGAUCGCGUCACCACCGUACUUUCUCCGAGGAUGAGCGUAUCCAGGCUCAGCAGAACGUCAAGAAGACCGAAGAUGACGAGGAUGAUGAAAUCUCCGAGGAUGAGGAUUCCAUGAUGCUCCAACGGGAUGCCAAGGACUGGAAGGGCCAAGACCACUACGCAGUUCUCGGCCUCACCAAGUACCGCUGGCGGGCGACCCCCGAGCAGGUCAAGCGUGCUCACCGCAAGAAGGUGCUCCGUCACCACCCCGACAAGAAGGCUGCUCUCGGCGACCGUGACGAGAACGACAGCUUCUUCAAGUGUAUCCAGAAGGCCACCGAGAUUCUGUCCGACCCCGCCAAGCGCCGCCAGUUCGACUCCGUCGAUGAGGCCGCCGAUGUCGAGCCUCCUAGCAAGAAGCAGAGCCAAAAGGGCGACUUUUUCAAGCUCUGGGCUCCUGUUUUCGAGGCCGAGGGCCGCUUUUCUAAGAUCCAGCCUGUUCCUCAACUAGGUGACGACAACAGCACCUUUGAGGAGGUUGAUACUUUCUACAACUUCUGGUACAACUUCGACAGCUGGCGUACAUUCGAAUACCUUGACGAGGAUGUUCCCGAUGACGGCGAGAGCCGUGACCAGAAGCGUCACGUCGAGAAGAAGAACGCCAACGCCCGCCGCAAGCGCAAGACCGAGGACAUUACCCGUCUGCGCCACUUGGUCGACGACUGCGCUGCCCUGGACGAGCGUAUUAAGAAGUUCCGCAAGGCCGCUCGUGCCGACAAGGACAAGAAGCGUCUCGACAAGGAGGCUGAGGCCAAGCGAUUGGCCGAGGAGAAGGAGAACGCCCGUCUUGCAGAGGAGAAGGCCAAGAAGGACGCUGAGGAAGCCGCCAAGGCUGACCGUGAGAAGGCAAAGAAGACCAAGGAGGCCGCCAAGAACGCUGCUAAGAAGAACAAGCGUGUGCUCAAGGGAUCCGUCAAGGACGUCAACUACUUUGCUGAAUCUGGCGAUCCCUCUGGCAGCCAGGUUGACUCUGUCCUUACGGACGUUGACUUCAUCAACAGCAAGAUCGACAACGAGGAGCUUGCGUCGCUGGCUGAGCGCCUCACUGCUGCUGGCAAGGACGUCGCAGCCGUCAAGAACGUGUACACUGAGGAGUUCAAGAGGCUGAUUGGAGCUGGCAAGGCCAAGGAGGGCGAGGCCAAGUUCUUUGCUUAG